Molecule: messenger RNA, 4752 nt
Organism: Ascochyta rabiei
Lineage: Eukaryota; Fungi; Ascomycota; Dothideomycetes; Pleosporales; Didymellaceae
Product: Myosin type-2 heavy chain 1
Exons: 5
Coding region: 1-4752 (1583 amino acids)
Biological process (GO): actin filament organization; vesicle transport along actin filament
Cellular component (GO): vesicle; actin cytoskeleton; myosin complex
Molecular function (GO): ATP binding; microfilament motor activity; actin filament binding
Source: RefSeq, a predicted model, not a curated record
AUGGCACACAUCUACGACAUUGGGACGCGGGCAUGGCAGCCCGACACCACCGAGGGCUGGGUCGCCUCGGAGGUUGCAGACAAGCAGAUUGACGGCGACAAGGUCAAGCUGCUCUUCCAGCUCGAGAACGGCGAGACCAAAACCGUCGAGACCACGCUGCUCGCCAUCCAGACCGGCAACGACCCCAAUCUGCCGCCGUUGAUGAACCCGGCCAUGCUCGAGGCCAGCGACGACCUGACCAACCUGUCACAUCUCAACGAGCCGGCCGUGCUCCAGGCCAUCAAACUGCGCUAUCUGCAGAAUGAAAUCUACACCUACUCCGGUAUCGUCCUGAUCGCGACAAACCCCUUCGCACGCGUCGACUCGCUCUAUGUCCCCGGCAUGGUGCAGGUCUACGCCGGCAAGCAGCGUUCCUAUGGCGCUCCUCACUUGUUCGCCAUCGCCGAAGAAGCCUUUGCCGACAUGUUGCGAGACCAGAAGAACCAGACCAUUGUGGUUUCUGGAGAAUCGGGUGCGGGUAAGACCGUCAGCGCCAAAUACAUCAUGCGAUAUUUUGCGACACGCGAAUCGCCCGACAACCCCGGCAAGCGGAGGGGCAAGAUCGACUCCAUGAGCGAGACGGAAGAGCAGAUUCUGGCAACCAACCCCAUCAUGGAAGCUUUCGGUAACGCCAAAACCACGCGAAACGACAACUCGUCCCGUUUCGGUAAAUACAUCGAGAUCAUGUUCAACAAGCAGACGGAUAUCAUCGGCGCGAAGAUCAGGACAUACUUGCUCGAACGGUCGAGGUUGGUGUUCCAGCCGCUCAAGGAGCGGAAUUACCACAUCUUCUACCAGCUCGUUGCAGGUGCUACCGACGCCGAGCGAGAGGAGCUGUCGCUGAAGCCCGUCGAGGACUUUAGCUAUCUCAACCAGGGCAGCGCACCCAUCAUCGACGGCAUGGACGACAAGGCCGAGUUCGAGGCGACUAAGAGCUCUCUGACAAAGAUUGGUGUUCCGCAGGCGACCCAGGCCCAAAUCUUCCGCCUUCUUGCGGCUCUGCUGCACAUGGGAGAUGUCAAAAUCACAGCGACACGCACAGAUUCCAAUCUGGCCCCUGACGAGCCUGCGUUGGUCAAGGCUUGUGGCCUCCUUGGGAUAGAUGCAAACAAUUUUGCCAAAUGGACCGUCAAGAAGCAGUUGAUCACAAGAGGAGAGAAAAUUGUCUCGAAUCUGACACAACAACAAGCCGUGGUCGUACGAGAUUCCGUCGCCAAGUUCAUCUACUCGAGUCUCUUCGACUGGCUGGUCGAGCGUACAAACGAAAGCUUGGCUACAGAGGAGGUUAUCACGCACGCCCAUUCCUUCAUUGGUGUGCUGGAUAUCUAUGGUUUCGAGCAUUUCGCAAAGAACUCGUUCGAACAGUUCUGUAUCAAUUACGCCAACGAGAAGCUGCAGCAAGAGUUCAACGCUCACGUCUUCAAGUUGGAGCAGGAGGAAUACAUGAGGGAACAGAUCGACUGGACUUUCAUUGAUUUUGCUGACAACCAGCCUUGUAUCGAUUUGAUUGAAGGCAAGCUCGGUAUUCUGUCUUUGCUGGACGAGGAAUCGCGUCUUCCCAUGGGCUCAGACGAGCAGUUCGUCACUAAGCUGCACCACAACUACUCCGGAGACAAGCACAAGUUCUAUAAGAAGCCGCGAUUCGGCAAGUCCGCUUUUACUGUCUGCCAUUACGCUGUAGACGUGACAUACGAGUCCGAUGGCUUCAUCGAGAAGAACAGGGACACCGUGCCGGACGAGCACAUGGAAGUGCUCAAGGCCUCGUCUAACAAGUUCCUGGCCGAGGUUUUGGAUGUUGCAUCGCAGAUUCGCGAGAAGGAGACCGCCGCCAGCACCUCAGCAAAGGCUGGUACCACAAUGUCAGCAGGCCGCAGGAUGGCAACGAACAGGAAACCCACCCUCGGAGGCAUCUUCAAGUCUUCUCUUAUCGAGCUCAUGUCCACCAUCAACUCGACGGAUGUCCACUACAUUCGAUGCAUCAAGCCCAACGAAGCCAAGGCAGCCUGGCAAUUCGACGGUCCUAUGGUUUUGAGUCAAUUGCGCGCUUGUGGUGUUCUUGAGACAGUCAGGAUCAGUUGUGCCGGAUACCCAACAAGAUGGACCUACGAGGAAUUUGCUCUCCGCUACUACAUGCUGGUACAGUCUUCGGGAUGGACACCUGAGAUCCGGGACAUGGCCAAGGCUAUCCUGCACAAGGCGCUCGGCAACAGCAAGAACGACGGAACCGACAAGUAUCAGAUGGGUCUUACCAAGAUCUUCUUCCGUGCCGGUAUGCUUGCGUUCCUUGAGAACCUGCGAACAGCCAGGCUCAACGACGCUGCCAUUAUGAUCCAGAAGAACCUGAGGGCUAAAUACUACCGCCGCAUCUACUUGGAGAUGCGUCAAGCCAUCGUCGCCGUGCAGUCUCUGGCAAGAGGCUACAUGACUAGGGGACGUGCAGAGGAGGCUCGCCAAGUCAAAGCUGCCACCACAAUCCAGAGGGUUUGGCGUGGGUCCAAGGACAGGAAGCGAUUCCACCUGGUGCGACGAUCUGUUAUUCUGUUCCAGGCUGCUGCAAAGGGGUUCCUUUGCCGGAAAAACAUCCUCGACACAAGGCUCGGCAACGCUGCGCGCAUCAUCCAGCGCACCUGGAGGUCACAAAGAUCGCUCAAGGCCUGGAGGCAGUACCGCAAGAAAAUCGUCACGAUCCAGAAGUUGUGGCGUGGAAAGACUGCACGAAAGGAGUACAAGGUUCUUCGUGCCGAGUCUCGCGACCUGAAGAAUAUUUCCUACAAGCUGGAAAACAAGGUCGUCGAGCUCACACAGACGCUUGGCUCCAUGAAGGAGCAGAACAAGUCUCUGAAGCAGCAGGUCGACAACUACGAGAACCAGAUCAAGUCAUACAAGGAGAGGAGCCGAGCGCUGGAGAACAGGCAGAAGGAGCUGCAAGUCGAGGCCAACCAGGCCGGUAUCACUGCAGCCAAGCUGAGUCAGAUGGAAGACGAGUUCAAGAAGCUGCAGACAAACUACGACGAGAGCACUGCCAAGAUGCGACACCUGCAGGAGGAGGAGAAGCAGCUGCGCGCUUCCCUCAAGCAGACCACCGACGAGCUCGACAACUCCAGGAGGAGGAGCAACGUCACCGAGACCGAGAAGACGUCUCUCCGACAGCAACUUGCCGAUCUUCAGGAGCAGGUCGAGCUUAUGAAGCGCUCUGGUCCCAUCCACAGCACGCUGGAGAAUGGCAGCACGCCCAUUGCGGCCAGCAGCCUGAUUAACCUUGUUUCUUCGAAGAAGCCCAAGAGGCGAAGUGCUGGACCCGAUACCCGCGACCUCGACCGCUUCAGCGCUACAUACAACCCCCGCCCUGUCUCGAUGGCCGUUGGCUCGACUGUGCACAGGCAGAACCUGUCCGGCUCGACAUUUGCCCAACUCGAUAACGUCGAGCUUGAGCUCGAGAACAUCCUUGCUGAUGAGGACAUGCUCAACGACGAGGUCACUCUUGGUUUGAUCAAGAACCUGAAGAUCCCAUCUCCCACCACCACACCUCCUCCCACAGACAAGGAGGUCCUCUUCCCCGCCUAUCUCAUCAACCUCGUCACCUCGGAAAUGUGGAACAACGGCUUUGUCAAGGAGUCCGAACGCUUCCUCGCAAACGUCAUGCAGUCCAUCCAGCAGGAAGUCAUGCAGCACGACAGCGAUGAUGCCAUCAACCCUGGCGCUUUCUGGUUGUCCAACGUCCACGAGAUGUUGUCCUUCGUCUUCCUGGCUGAGGACUGGUACGAGCAGCAGAAGACCGACAACUAUGAGUACGACCGCCUGCUUGAGAUUGUCAAGCACGACCUGGAAAGUCUUGAGUUCAACAUCUACCACACCUGGAUGAAGGUACUCAAGAAGAAGCUGCACAAAAUGAUCAUCCCUGCUAUCAUCGAGUCGCAGUCACUGCCCGGUUUCGUCACCAACGAGAGCAACCGUUUCCUCGGCAAGCUUCUCCAGGGCAGCAACACCCCGGCGUACAGCAUGGACAACCUGCUCAGCCUGCUGAACAGCGUCUACAAGGCUAUGAAGGCCUUCUACCUUGAAGACACCAUCAUCACACAGUGCGUGACCGAGCUUCUCCGUCUUGUCGGUGUCACCGCUUUCAACGACCUGCUCAUGCGCCGCAACUUCCUGUCGUGGAAGCGCGGUCUGCAAAUCAACUACAACAUCACCCGCAUCGAAGAGUGGUGCAAGUCGCAUGACAUGCCCGAGGGCACUCUUCAGUUGGAGCACCUCAUGCAGGCGACCAAGCUGCUGCAGCUGAAAAAGGCUACCCUGAACGAUAUUGAGAUCAUUCAGGACAUUUGUUGGAUGCUCAGCCCCAACCAGAUCCAGAAGCUGCUCAACCAGUACCUCAUUGCCGACUACGAGCAGCCGAUCAACGGCGAGAUCAUGAAAGCGGUUGCCAGCAGGGUAACGGAGAAGAGCGACGUGCUGCUCCUCACAGCGGUGGACAUGGAGGACUCCGGCCCGUACGAGAUUGCGGAACCCAGGGUCAUCACCGCGUUGGAGACAUACACUCCUUCUUGGCUGCAAACCCCGCGCCUCAAGCGCCUCGCGGAAAUCGUGUCGCAGCAGGCGAUUGCGCAGCAGGAGAAGAUGGAGUUUGACGGGCCGAGCCCCAACGAGAAUGGCAACGGAGCAAAUGGCUUCCACAAUGGGCAUGAGUCCAUCAUGGAGGAGGUUGGCGCGUAG